Molecule: messenger RNA, 796 nt
Organism: Centruroides sculpturatus (bark scorpion)
Lineage: Eukaryota; Metazoa; Arthropoda; Arachnida; Scorpiones; Buthidae
Product: EARP-interacting protein-like
Exons: 6
Coding region: 188-787 (199 amino acids)
Biological process (GO): protein ubiquitination
Molecular function (GO): protein binding
Source: RefSeq, a predicted model, not a curated record
CCAUCCCCAAGAGGCCAAACAGUGGGUCACUCGUACGUCCGUUUGUGCGGGGUCGUCGUCGUGAUGAAGGAACCAGUCACCUGAUCACCAAAGUUCUGGACGUUUCCUUCGCACAUCCUCUUGCAGAUGUCGUAACACUUUUUUGGCAGAUUUUUUCAACGUUUUCAUCGUUUUGAGAUGUUGAAGGAUGCCCAGAACUUCGCAGGCGGAACAAAAUAACAGAAUUGUUAAAAUGGAAGAUGAUGCACCUAUUAUUUAUGGUUUGGAAUUUCAGGCUCGAGCACUUUGUACCCAGGUAGCUGAAACAGAAAUUGCACGUUUUUUUGUAGGAACGCAAUCACUCAAAUUUGAAAAUCAGAUUCAUCAACUAGAAUAUGAUGAAGAAAAUAGCAUAUUAUCCAAAAGAGUAUUUCUACAUAGUGCAGGCGAAAUUUGGCACAUAGCAUCAUCACCAGUUAAUUCUGAUUACAUUUCAACUUGCUAUAAUCAUCUCACUUCAGAUGGCAAAUGUGAGAUGGAAGGAGCAAUUUGGGCAAUUCCACCAUCUAAAGAAGGUAAUGAUAGUCCUUCAGAUGAGAGUUUAACCACAGUUUCAUCAGUAGAAUUAGUGACGAAGUUAGAAACAGCAUCCUAUGGAAGUGAUGUGAAAAGCAUUGUAUGGCAUCCUGUGGAAGGAAAUCAAUUAAUUUCUCUGGUUGAUGAACAUAUUUUAUUGUGGGACGUUGCAAACAAUAGCCAGGCAAAGGUAUGUAUAUGUUUUAUUGAUAGAAAUGUAUAUUUAACAUAAUAUGCUUUG